AUUUUUUAGGAAAAAAACAGUAAAAAGUAUUCAACUCAAAGCAUUCAAGAGAGAGAGAGAGCUAACGGAACGCAUAAAAAUUUAACCUUUCUUCUUCUUCUUCUUCUUCCUCCCAAAUAAGAUCGUUCGUUGGCUACCUUUGCUUUCAAGUUUCUUUCGCCAAUGUCCAAGAUGAAGUACGAUCGUAAGCCUCCACUCGCUAAAUCGCCGAUCCGGCUACGUCCCCGCCGAGUCCUCCGACCCAACACAAGCUUUGUUCAAACUCCUCCAGGUUCUUUAGCUAAAUCCCAAAAGCCAAAUCCCACAAGGGACAUGGAAGGAUCGGAUCUCUGCACCGAGUACCGCACCAUAUCCUGGGAAUUACAGGCUCUAGCGAGAAAGGUUCAAGACGAGUUUGGAAAUGGAAAUUCAACUAGUGCUGGGAUAAGUGCUAGUGCUAACUCGAGUACCCUUUUUGAGAGAGGAAGGUUUUAUGAGAUGUACUCAGCGAGGAGAAACGAGAGGCUGAAAAGAAAGAAAGGGGAGACAGGGGAAGGGGGAAAGACAAGCUACAAUCUUGGAAUUACAGUUGAGUCUUCAAAGAAAAGAGAUUCAAAGAAGUUGGAAAGCUUGAGGAAAUCGAUUUCUGCUGCUUUUUCUGUGGAGAGAAGUGAGAAUCCCAGGUACUCCUUGAGAAGCUUGAGCAAAGAGAACAAGAAGCCUCCUCUGGUUAUCAACUAUGAGAAAUCUUUGCUUGCAAGUGAAAGGAAAGUUGGGGCUAGAAGGGUUAGGAAAAUCUGAAUGCCGGAAAGUGGGGUUUUUUUUCUUAUUUUUAUAUUUUUUUUUCUUUUAUGGAUUUGCCAUUUUCUUUGGGAUUAGGAAAUUGUUAUUGCUUUCAAGACUUCAAGAGAAUGUUUGAAAUCUAAUGAUCUCUGGAAAUAGCUUGCAAUUUUGGAGUCCAUGGUCUGAAGAAGGUAUCAUUUUGCCAAUAAAUCAAAUUCGGAUUUAAUUCACUAAUUAUUUUAUUCUCAAA
Hevea brasiliensis (rubber tree) is the source of this 1012-nucleotide messenger RNA. RefSeq lists its product as uncharacterized. The record is from RefSeq and is a predicted model, not a curated record. The coding region runs from base 163 to 780 and encodes 205 amino acids. The transcript is spliced from 2 exons. Lineage: Eukaryota; Viridiplantae; Streptophyta; Magnoliopsida; Malpighiales; Euphorbiaceae.